AUGGACUGGGAGCCCAUGGAUACCGCCGGAGGUCGAUCGCCCACCCCAGACAUUAUGAACGACCCGGCCUUCGAAACGAACCAUGGGAACAGAGCAGGAGGUCCAGAAGAAGCAGACACAUGCCGGAUAUGCCGUGGGGAAGGGACCGAUGAGGAGCAGCUCUUUUACCCCUGCAAGUGCAGUGGGAGUAUCAAAUUCGUCCACCAGAACUGUCUCAUGGAGUGGCUCUCCCAUUCGCAAAAGAAGCACUGCGAGCUGUGCAAGACCCCUUUUCGCUUUACGAAGCUUUAUGACCCGAAUAUGCCUAGCGAGUUACCGGUGCCGGUAUUCUUGAAGGAGCUGUUUCUACAUGCUUGCCGCGCGAUACUUACUUGGCUGCGAUUCGGCCUGGUUGCCUUUGUGUGGCUCGGAUUACUCCCAUGGUCGAUGAGGACAAUAUGGAGGGGUCUAUUUUGGCUGGCGGAUGGAAGAUGGCCCGCGCCAGAUACAAUGCAGAGACCUGUUUCAUCGGUAGCCAACAGAAGUGUGGCAUGGCUAGCUGCUCAUGGGACGUCUCCUGCAACGCCAACUCUUGCAUGGGAUAUACCUAGCAUGUCUGCUGCCAAUGGAAGCAUUUUACAGGCCAACUCUCCAUCUCGGAGUGCUCCUUCGAUGCUCAAUUUUUCCACCGGUGAACCUUUGAUAUACUCUAUUGCAAAAACCUUUCUUUCUAAUGCCUUCUCCACCCCACAAUCCCCCAGUUUGAAUCACUCAUCUGCUGCUCCACCAAUAAAGCGCAUACGGCAGCCAUCGUGGCUCUCCGAUAUUACCUUUCUAAACAAUGCUACCUCCUCCCCAACCUUGAAUAACGUCAUCAUUGAUACCUUAGAAGGACAGCUUAUCACCCUACUUGUUGUGAUAUCCUUCAUCCUGGUGUUUUUGAUUAGAGAGUGGGUGGUCCAGCAGCAGCCCGCGAUUAACAUUCCCGAGGGCGAGGGAGAAGCUCUGGGCCAGCUUUUUAAUCGUGUCGUGGAGCAGCACGCGGAGCAAGAGGCACGUCGUCAAGACGCAGAUGAAGAGGAAGAAACAGAAGAGGAGGAGGAGGAGGAAGAAGAAGAAGAAGAAGCCGAUGGUGAAGUCGAAAAUCCUGAGACUUAUCACCCACAGGAAGAACCGGGCCAUGAACCUGAAACCGGUCUUGAUAGUACACCCCUGCAGAGAGGAGGCAUGUUUGACGAAAACACCUUGCCCGACGCGCAAACAUAUAAUCCUUUUGCUCCUAACUACGCGGGCCCAUUCCCCGAGAAUUCUCCUUACUAUCGUCAUGCUCACGCACAGGAACCACCAAUAUUCCGCGGCAAUUUUCACAACCACAACCGGCCGUUCCGGAUACCAGUCGAUGCUUCCAAUCGACCCAGUAUGUGGGACGAACCACAGACCAAUUUUACAAGUCGAUUAGAGGGCAGUCGGACCAACUACCCCGAGUUUGGAGCAGGUGACCGCAGAGAAAAGGCAGACGAUAGUCCUGAUGAAGGCUCUUCCUCUAGAACACCUAUGACAGAGCAAGAAAAUGUACUUCCUUUCAACCCAUUCACUGGGCAGAUAACUCAGUGGAAGUUCCCCGACUUCAAUGGAGAACAGGCAUCACCGAUCGACGAGCCAAGCCAACAACAGCCGCCAACAGUUCCUGCCGCUGCCGCUAACGCCCAUGAUGAUCAAGCUCAUGCUCUGGCUCAUGAACAUAAUGAGCCAGACAUAGAUAAAGACGUGGAAAUUCCUACCUCGAGUAUUCGGGUUGCAAACUCUCCGCCGGAGGACCUGAAUAACAAUGUACCAAACCCAGAAAUUGUUCCUAGUACUCGCAAUGCGGAAGAGGGAUCACAGAAUGAACCAAAUUCAGAGGGUAGCACCCAAGAGCAAGCGGAAAGUCCUUCACCGGCCCAACCCGCUGCAGCUGCUCCCAGAGAAGAACUUCUUUAUACUCCGAUAACACCGCCUAGAAACUUCUUGGACAGAGUGUUCAACUUCUUUUGGGGCGCCAUUCCGAUAGUGCUUCCAGACCCGGAAGACGCAGAGGGUGGUGGUGACCGCCAACCAGCCCUUAUCCGGCAACACCAACGUCACAGACGUGGUAACGAUGCCAAUGAAGCUGCUAAUCGUGCCCGUGGUGCUGCUGGUGCCAAUGACGCUGGGGAUGGCAACGAUCCUGAAGCUGUUGAAGAUGUAGAUGACCUUGAAGGCGUUAUGGAACUUAUCGGUAUGCAUGGGCCAUUAUUUGGCUUGCUACAAAAUGCAGUGUUUAGCGCACUUUUAAUAUCCUUUACCGUCUCUGUUGGAAUCUGGCUUCCCUAUCUAUGGGGUAAGAUUGCUCUGGUGAUGCUGGUCAAUCCUAUUGGUUUAUUUAUCCGAGUGCCCCUAACUGCUGUCUCUAUGCUGGCUGAUAUCACCGUUGACCUUAUCCUUGGAUGCUUUGCAUAUGUGGUCUAUCUCAUGAACGUCUUGGUUAGGGCAAUUCUAGCCCAACUCGGCUUGUUCAUUCCCAGUCUCGGGAAGCUCUCCGCAGCUAACUCCAUCACCUUCGCAUCUCUCUCCUUGAUGGAAGGUAGCAGCCAGAGGUUGACGGGAAUUCUCACCGCAGUGUUCACAUUCCAUGAGUCUGAUCUCCCUAUGUUCUCUGCCAUAUCACAUGAGGCCCUGAAACUACAUCAAGCCAGGAUUGCCUACCUAGGCAGUGUACUUUUCAAGGGUGGUAGGGCGCUACUCCGUGAUAUUCCCUUGAGUAUAAUGCAAUCGGAGAAUCCUCUCUUAGCAGUUAAAAAUUUCAUUCUCGCCGAUCUUCCUCGGGUUCCUGGCUUAGCGACGAGUGCCGUGAAGAACACUGGUGGGAUUUUUGGAAUCAUAAACUGGCUAACAGAUUGGUCAACGUCGGAUACUCUUAUACAAAGCUCGUCGAACUAUGACUUAAGUCGAUGGAGUUCCAAAGAUCGACUUAUCGCCAUAAUCCUGGGAUACUGCUUUGCAUCCCUUCUUGGUAUCGCGUAUCUGCGUAUAUCCGGCAUCAUAUCUGGAACUCGCCGUGACAGACAAAGAAGAGAUGGUCCAGUUGCUGAGAUACUUCGCCAGGCAGGUGGUGUGAUGAAGGUUAUCGUUAUAAUCGGGAUUGAAAUGAUUGUUUUCCCAUUAUAUUGCGGCAUCUUAUUGGACAUUGCUUUACUACCUCUCUUUGGAAACGGCCUGUUUGCCUCUCGCGCAGCAUUUACUUUGGAAUCACCGUUAACUUCCCUCUUCGUCCACUGGUUUAUCGGAACUUGUUAUAUGUUUCACUUUGCGCUAUUUGUCUCCAUGUGUCGAAAGAUUAUGCGCAGCGGUGUUCUAUCAGACUUCAUUCGAGAUCCAGAUGACCCUACAUUCCAUCCAGUGCGUGAUGUACUUGAACGAAGUAUUACUACCCAACUUCGAAAGAUUGCAUUCAGCGCUCUAGUAUAUGGAGCCUUAGUUGUUAUCUGUCUAGGUGGGGUUGUUUGGGGUUUAUCACUAACAUUCAGUGGAAUUCUUCCGGUAUACUGGUCUUCGAAUGAACCGGUUUUGGAGUUCCCAGUGGACCUUCUCUUUUACAACUUUGUCAUGCCUGUCGCCAUUCGAGCAAUCAAGCCAUCGGAUGGAUUGCAUGCGAUUUAUGACUGGUGGUUCCAUGAAUGCGCCCGAAUGCUUAGACUUACGCAUUUCCUCUUUGGUGAGAGAAAGCCUGAUGAAGAGGGAUACUAUGAAUACCUUUCAUGGAGGGACUCUAUCCUCUGCAUGUUUACAAAACAAAAGCCCCAACCUAGGCGUUUCCUCCGUAAUGGAAGAUUCGUUCGAGCACCGGCAUCUGACCAAGUGAGGAUACCCAAGGGUGAGCAGGUAUUCGUUGAAAUCAAUGAGAACAAUGAACGUAUCGAUGGAAAGCCAGACAACGACGAGGGCCGCCAUGGGAAGAAGAACGCGAUGUACUCUCCAGUUUAUGUCCCACCCAAUUUCAGAGCCAGGAUCUUCGCCUUCCUACUACUACUAUGGGUCUUUGCUGCGGUCACGGGCGUUGGAAUUACAAUAAUACCACUCAUACUUGGGCGUCGAAUGCUGUCGUGCAUGUUCCCACCUCAUAUCCGUGUCAACGACAUAUACGCGCUAUCAGCUGGAGUAUACGCUAUUGGAACAGUGUAUUAUGCAUACUUACACUUCAAUAAAAUAUCGGACACCUUCCGUGAAGGUAUCCAGCCGUACACGAGAUCUCCGAAACAACUACUUUACAAAACUUACUGCCUGGCGCUUCGCGGUCUUCGGGUGGUUUACCUAGCUGCCGCAGUUGCACUGUUCCUCCCCUCCGUUUUUGCCUUAAUCACGGAGUUUUACCUGUUAAUACCACUACACACUUACCUAAGUCCAUCAGAAACCCACGUUAUCUACUUCGUACAGGACUGGACUCUAGGAAUCCUAUACGCCCGGAUGGCAGUUCGAUUCUUGCUCAGAAAACCUAUGUCUCUACCAGCCAUGGCGCUGCGUGGCAUCGUUCGGGACGGCUGGACCAAUCCUGACAUAUGGCUAGCAACAAGGGUCUUUUUCAUCCCUCUGUCCCUCGCUGUAUUUGUUGCUACAGUCUGUCCACUCCCCAUCGGCUAUAUUCUAAACUCCACCUUGUUCCCUGAAUCGUCUUCAACAUUCCACUCUCAGGUCUAUCGAUACUCCUACCCUGCGUUUUUGGUAUUGAUCCUUCUUCUCUGGGGAUUACAUUUGCUUCAACGACAGAUUGGUGUUUGGCGGGUUAGUAUUAGAGACGAUGUAUAUAUGAUCGGGGAGCGGCUUCACAAUCUCGGCGAAAAACGUGCAAGGAAUGUUGGUCCGGCUAGGAGGAUGAUUACUUCGUGA
This is a messenger RNA of Trichophyton verrucosum HKI 0517, 4881 nucleotides long. RefSeq names its product RING finger membrane protein. The record is from RefSeq and is a predicted model, not a curated record. Gene Ontology annotation, cellular component: endoplasmic reticulum membrane. Bases 1 to 4881 code for a protein of 1626 amino acids. Gene Ontology annotation, molecular function: zinc ion binding. Lineage: Eukaryota; Fungi; Ascomycota; Eurotiomycetes; Onygenales; Arthrodermataceae. The transcript has 2 exons.